This is a messenger RNA of Hibiscus syriacus, 988 nucleotides long. Its product is annotated as 60S ribosomal protein L7-2. Gene Ontology annotation, biological process: maturation of LSU-rRNA from tricistronic rRNA transcript (SSU-rRNA, 5.8S rRNA, LSU-rRNA). The transcript has 7 exons. Gene Ontology annotation, cellular component: cytosolic large ribosomal subunit. Gene Ontology annotation, molecular function: RNA binding; structural constituent of ribosome. The record is from RefSeq and is a predicted model, not a curated record. NCBI's taxonomy places the organism in Eukaryota, Viridiplantae, Streptophyta, Magnoliopsida, Malvales, Malvaceae. The coding region runs from base 134 to 865 and encodes 243 amino acids.
CGCCGCUAGAAUCUCAUACAGUACUUUUAAUAACCCUAGAGUCAGGAAGCCUUUAUACUAGUUGGCUUAUAUACAAAACCCUAAACUCCUCUUUAGCUGCCGCAGCUGAGAUCCAACACUCUAUAACAGAGAAAUGGGUGAGGAAGUUAAGGUUUUGGUUCCGGAGUCACUCUUGAAGAAGAGAAAGAGGAAUGAAGAAUGGGAGCUUGCCAAAAAACAGGGGCUUGAAGCUGCCAAGAAGAAGAAAGCUGAGAACCGGAAGCUGAUUUUCAAUAGGGCUAAGCAAUAUGCAAAGGAGUACGAGGCUCAGGAAAAAGAGUUGAUUCAAUUGAAGAGGGAGGCAAAAUUGAAAGGAGGGUUCUAUGUUGAUCCAGAAGCUAAGCUUUUGUUUAUUAUUCGAAUCCGUGGUAUCAAUGCCAUGCAUCCUAGGACAAGAAAGAUUUUGCAGCUCUUACGAUUGAUACAGAUUUUCAAUGGUGUUUUCCUUAAAGUGAACAAGGCAACAAUGAACAUGCUUCACCUAGUUGAACCUUAUGUGACUUACGGAUACCCGAACCUUAAGAGUGUUAGGGAAUUGAUUUACAAAAGAGGUUAUGGGAAGUUGAACAAGCAGCGAAUUGCAUUGACUGACAAUGAAGUCGUUGAGCAGGCUUUGGGCAAAUUUGGCAUCAUCUGUGUAGAAGAUCUCAUCCACGAGAUAAUGACUGUGGGACCUCAUUUUAAGGAGGCCAACAACUUCCUCUGGCCAUUCCAGCUCAAGGCACCAUUGGGUGGUCUAAAGAAGAAGAGGAACCACUAUGUUGAAGGAGGAGAUGCCGGCAACCGCGAGAAUUACAUCAAUGAGUUAAUUAGGAGAAUGAACUAAAAUAUAAUUUGGGUUUAAUCCUGUCAGGACUAGUGGUUUUUGUCUAUUUGGAAGGUGUCUGAUCUUAAUUUCUGUUGGAAAUUAGAAACAGUUUUGUUUAAGAAAAACAUGGAUAUUGCUUUG